AUGCUGAAAUUUCAAGAAACUGCUAAGCGUGUCACUGUUGCAAGAUUUAAUUCUGCUUGCUCCGAUGCUGUGAUUGCAAGGAGAUACACUAUUCAGAGGACACUUGGCAAUGGAAGCUUUGGAAGUGUAUAUCUGGUUUCUGACAGGAAAGCAAAACAAGGAGAAGAACUAAAGGUCCUAAAGGAAAUCUCUCUUGGAAACCUAAAGCCUAACGAAACAGUUGAAGCAAAUCUGGAAGCACAACUACUCUCCAAAUUAGACCAUCCAGCCAUUGUCAAAUUUUAUGCAAGCUUUGUGGAGCAAGACAGUUUCUGCAUUAUCACUGAAUAUUGUGAGGGUGGAGAUCUAGACUUGAAAAUUCAAGAGUACAAAGAUUCUGGGAAGAUGUUCACUCGAAGUCAAGUAAUAGAAUGGUUUAUACAGUUGCUACUUGGAGUCAACUAUCUGCAUGAAAGGCGGAUACUUCACAGAGAUUUGAAAGCCAAGAAUAUAUUUUUGAAAAAUAAUCUUCUUAAAAUAGGAGACUUUGGAGUUUCUUGUCUUUUGAUGGGUUCAUGUGAUUUGGCAACUACAUUUACUGGGACACCAUACUACAUGAGUCCAGAAGUACUGAAACACCAGGGAUAUAACACAAAAUCUGACAUUUGGUCUCUGGGAUGCAUUUUGUAUGAAAUGUGCUGUAUGAACCAUGCAUUUACAGGACAGAAUUUUUUGUCUGUCGUGUUAAAAAUUGUGGAAGGUGACACACCUUCUCUUCCGGAUACUUACUCAAGCAAGCUGAAUGCUGUGCUACGCAGCAUGUUAAGUAAGGAUCCUUCAUUGAGACCAACAGCAGCAGAGCUCCUAAGAAUCCCUUAUAUUGAUGAACAACUAAAGAAAAGACAGUACAAGUUCACAAACAUGACUAUGAAAGACAAGGCACUUAACUUGCAGAAAGAAAAUGCUCCCAUUUUUGGUGCCGUGCGGAGAAAAGUUCAUUUGCAAACUCUGCAGGAACUGUCUGAAGUACAGAAAAUGACACCGCGGGAACGAAUGCGGCUGAGGAAGUUACAUGCUGCAGAUGAGAAAGCACAGAAGUUGCAACAGUUGGCAGAAGAAAAAUAUCAAGAAAAUGUCAAAAGAAUGCAAGAAUUCAGGUCCCGUAAUUUUAAGCAGCCGAAUGUCAAUGUCCUACAUGAAUCUGAUGAACAGACUUCAAAACACCUCAUUUAUUCUCAGCCAGUCGUUACAAGUGACUACAUGUCCAUAGGACACGAUGAACCAGGUGGAAAUGAGACAAGUGAACUCUGCAUGUCUGAACUUACAGACCACGAGAUCCCUGAAGACCCAGAAAUUGCAGAAGAAUAUUAUAAUGAUGAGUUUGAAUCCUGUUCAGAAGACAGUGAAGAGGAGGAGGAUGCAGAGGCAUCGCAGACUGUCUCUAAGACAAAUCACCAGAGGUUUCAUCUUGAAAAGUUAGUGCACAAUGAAGCUUCCAUUGGCUUUGAUUUAGCUGAGCUGCUAAUGGAUGCUCUAUACUGCAGUUUAUCACCUUGUUCUUUGUGUUUUCUUUUCGUGACCAUAAUAGCAAAUUCACCCUCUUUGUUAUGA
This is a messenger RNA of Acanthisitta chloris (rifleman), 1590 nucleotides long. RefSeq names its product NIMA-related kinase 11 (gene NEK11). The record is from RefSeq and is a predicted model, not a curated record. Bases 1 to 1590 code for a protein of 529 amino acids. Gene Ontology annotation, molecular function: protein kinase activity; ATP binding. Gene Ontology annotation, biological process: protein phosphorylation. The transcript is spliced from 13 exons. NCBI's taxonomy places the organism in Eukaryota, Metazoa, Chordata, Aves, Passeriformes, Acanthisittidae.